Colletotrichum spaethianum is the source of this 1518-nucleotide messenger RNA. Its product is annotated as DNA polymerase subunit delta-2. The transcript has 4 exons. Gene Ontology annotation, cellular component: delta DNA polymerase complex. Gene Ontology annotation, molecular function: DNA binding. Bases 1 to 1518 code for a protein of 505 amino acids. Gene Ontology annotation, biological process: DNA replication; DNA strand elongation involved in DNA replication. Lineage: Eukaryota; Fungi; Ascomycota; Sordariomycetes; Glomerellales; Glomerellaceae. The record is from RefSeq and is a predicted model, not a curated record.
AUGGUGACCCUCGAAGAAGCCACCGCGCUUCUGCAAAAGCCGGCCGACGCAGCCGCAGCCUCCUCGACCCUCGUUCGCGCCCCCUCGCACUACAAACCCCUCAACACCUUCGCCCUGCCAAAAGAACGCUCGUACCAGCAGCAGUAUGCCGACGUCUACUUCCUGCGUCUCACCUCCAUCCGGCCCGCCGUUGAUGCCGCCGCCGCCGAGGCCUGGGACGGCACCGUCAUCGGCGGCGAGGAGGCCAAGCACGUGGACCGUGUUCUUGACGUCCGCCAGGGCGAGCUCUGCUGGGUGACGGGCACCGUCUACAUGGACAUGGCGCUGAAGCCGAACAUCCUCGAGGACGUAUCCAAGGAUCGCUGGAUCUCGGCCCCCAUCUCCACGGACCGCUACUACUCGGGCGACGAUAAAGACAUGAUCAUGCUCGAGGACGACUCAGGUCGCAUCCGCCUCGUCGGCGACAUCCUCAAGUCCAUUCACCUCGUCACCGGCACAAUCAUCGGCGUCAUGGGCUCCGAGAAUGCAAACGGCGAGCUCGAGGUCAUCGAUGUCAAGUUCCCAGACCUCGCCCCGCAACCGUCCCGCUGGACCCUCACCGAUAGACCCUCGGAAGACCACGACAUGUCCGGCACCUCCACGCCUUCCCAACGGCCCUCGUCGAAAAUCGCCAUCGUCUCGGGCCUCUCCUUCUCCGGCUUCGACGCCUCCUACGCCCUCGAGCUCUCCCUCCUCCUCGAAUUCCUCCUUGGCGAGGCCCUCGCCCCUGCAACUCAAUCCUCCGAACUCGCCCACAUUUCUCGCCUCAUCAUUGCAGGAAACUCCAUCAACUCCUCCACCUCCACCGCGAACCCGGCUCUGAAGACGGCGCCCGACAACAACGCCACCGGCAAAAAGACGGCGGCUAACAAGAAGUACGGCUACGACGCCAGCGCCUACAACCCCCUCCCCAGCCAGCUCUUUGACGACUUCCUCGCCGACCUGCUCCCCUCCAUCCCCGUUACCCUCAUGCCCGGCGCCGAGGACCCUGCCAACGCGAGCUACCCGCAGCAGCCCAUCCACUCGGCCAUGUUCCCGCGCUCGCGGCCCUACUGCGCGGCCCCCGGCGCCAAGGAGCCCGGCUGGUUCGACACCACGACGAACCCCUGGGAGGGCGAGGUCGACGGUUGGAGGGUCCUCGGCACCGGCGGCCAGAACGUCGACGACGUCUUCAAGUACGUCGACAGCGACGACCGGCUCGGCAUGAUGGAGGCCAUGUGCAGGUGGCGCUGCAGCGCGCCCACUGCGCCGGAUACGCUUUAUGACGACCCCUUCGUCAUGAAGGACGCCCCCCACCUCUACUUUGUCGGCUGCCAGCCCGAAUUCUCCACCAAGGUCAUCGAGGGUGGCGACGGCCAGCAGGUCCGACUCAUCACCGUGCCGUCCUUUGCGGAGACCAAAGAGCUGGUCCUGGUGGACACGGAAACGCUGGAGGUCUCCAAGGUCAAGAUCACCGCGGCAGCCGCGGCAGCAUCGUGA